Molecule: messenger RNA, 828 nt
Organism: Quercus lobata
Lineage: Eukaryota; Viridiplantae; Streptophyta; Magnoliopsida; Fagales; Fagaceae
Exons: 3
Coding region: 1-828 (275 amino acids)
Molecular function (GO): protein dimerization activity
Source: RefSeq, a predicted model, not a curated record
AUGGGAUACUUGUAUGAGGCAAUGGAUAAAGCAAAGGAGAAUAAAAAAGCAAGGUUGAAGAAUAAAAUUUCUACAUAUAUACCAUUUACUAGUGUCAUUGAUGCUAGAUGGGAUAAACAACUCCAUAGUCCAUUGCAUGCAGCAGGUUGUUAUCUUAACCCUGGAAUCUUCUUUAGGCCGUCAUUUAAGAAGCAAAAAGAUGUUACAAAAGGCCUACUUAGUACCAUUACAAGGCUAGUUUCUGAUCCUGAUGAGCAAGACAUUCUUAGUUCUCAAAUUGAAUCAUACAAAAAGUCUUUAGGUGACUUUGGAAUGCCUAUGGCAAUCCGCCAACGUGAAAAACUAAGUCCAGUUGCUUGGUGGGAGCAAUUUGGAAAUGACACUCCAGAAUUACAAAAGUUUGCAAUUCGAGUGCUAAGUCAGUGUUGUAGUGCAACUGGUUGUGAAAGAGCUUGGAGCACAUUUGAGUUUGUCCAUUCCAAGAGGAGAAAUAGGCUUGAGCAUAAACGUUUGAAUGACUUAGUGUAUGUUCGGAACAUUAGAAGGACAAAGGAUUACUUGGAUCCUAUAAGCCUUGAUAAUAUUGAUCUAAUGGAGGAUUGGGUAGCUGAGGAAUCUGAAUUUCUGUUACUAACUGAAGAAGAUGUGAAUUGGGAUAGCAUUGAAGAACCAUUAGCAACAAUGACUUUAGAAGAUGAUAAUGAUGAUGAUGAUGAUGUUGUUGUUGUUCUUGAUGAGGAAGAUGGUAAAAAUGAUGUUGUGUUGACAGAUGCUAAUACUCAUGUGUAUUAUGGUCCUGAUGUAAAUCCUUUUGAUGGAUGGGAGUAG